GAGACAAGGCCAAGCAAGCUUCUGACAUGAGUGAUGUCUUGGAUCUUACAGCUCGCAGUACACCAACACAGCAAGCUGCGCCUCUGCUUAUCGUCCGGCCGAGUCGUUUUGUUCAAAUUCCGGUGUUCAUAAGCGGAGGUGGUGGAAGAGAGUCUUCUCCAGGCCCUACCGGGAAUCCAGAGAUGGCAAGUGCUUGGCUGUUACUUGAACGUGCACAAAAAGCGGGCCAAGAGAACGUGGCGAGCAUAUUGCGACGCAAGCUAGGAAAUCUUCUGCCAACGCAGGAGCAUCGCGCGCGCUACGCAGAGAAAAUGCUUCUCGAAUUGGGAAAAGUAGAGGCGCAGAAUGACAACGCCGCGAAUGUUGAUGGAAAUCUAGCGAACGAUAUUGACCUAUCGCAAUUCGGGAUCCCUUACAUGAAAGACUUCUCACUAUACCAGAACUUUAAGAAUGUCACAG
Messenger RNA from Amoebophrya sp. A25, 459 nucleotides. NCBI's taxonomy places the organism in Eukaryota, Dinophyceae, Syndiniales, Amoebophryaceae. The record is from the annotation of a GenBank genome assembly.